Chlamydomonas reinhardtii is the source of this 1370-nucleotide messenger RNA. RefSeq lists its product as uncharacterized. Lineage: Eukaryota; Viridiplantae; Chlorophyta; Chlorophyceae; Chlamydomonadales; Chlamydomonadaceae. The record is from RefSeq and is a predicted model, not a curated record. Gene Ontology annotation, cellular component: membrane. The transcript is spliced from 8 exons. The coding region runs from base 85 to 786 and encodes 233 amino acids. Gene Ontology annotation, biological process: proton motive force-driven mitochondrial ATP synthesis. Gene Ontology annotation, molecular function: proton-transporting ATP synthase activity, rotational mechanism.
CUUGUAGUACGCGUGUUUUGUAGGGACCCAUUAGUGAAGCAGCGAAGCGGUUCUGUGUUGUUGGUGCGGAGUCAUCUCGGAACGAUGCUGGCCCGGGCAGCAUGCCUCCUGGCGCGCAGCGCCGAGCAGGCGCAGCUGCCUCAAAUAAUGGUCCGCACCUUCGCGGCUGCUGCUGCCGCUAAGACGGCUCCUAAGGCCGAGAUGAAGCUGCCGGUGGCUCCUCUCCAACUCAGCGGGACCUCGGGCGCGAUCGCGACGCUAGCAUGGCAGGUCGCUGCGAAGGAGAACGUGCUGGCUAAGGUGCAGGACGAGCUGUACCAGCUGGUGGAGGUCUUCAAGAGCCACCCCGAGAUCCGCCGCCUGGCCACGGACCCGUUCCUGCCUGACGCGUUCCGCCGCAAGGUGGUGCGCGAUAUGUUCGCCACCAAGGACGUGACCGAGGUCACCAAGCGCCUCGUUGAGGCGCUGGCCGAGGAGAACAGCCUGAGCGCCAUCGUGCAGGUGACGCUGGCGUACGAGGAGCUGAUGCUGGCGCACAAGAAGGAGGUGCACUGCACCGUGGUCACGGCGCAGCCCCUGGACGAUGCCGAGCGCGCCGUGUUCACCAAGCAGGCGCAGGCCUUCGUGGACCCCGGCUUCAAGCUGGUCAUGAAGGAGAAGGUGGACCGCAAGCUGCUGGGCGGCUUCGUUCUGGAGUUUGAGGACCGGCUGGUGGACAUGAGCCAGGCCAAGAAGCUGGAGGAGUUCAACAACCUGGUCACGAAGCUGGAGAACGACCUGAAGUAAGCGGCGGCGGAGCUGCUUCGGUAGGGAAGGUGCUGCAUACACACGUGGUGCUCUGCUCGGGGCGGCUUGCCUGCGGAGCAGGGGCCUUCUGCAACGUGGAGCCACCAGGAGAGGCGCCUGGCUGUGGUUCUUGUGCGCGUGCGCCUGAGGUGGCAGCGGCUUAUGUUACUAGCUAGGGGGUAGUUUGCCUGUCUGUUCUUUUGGGGCAUAGGAGAAAGCAAUGGUGUCGGAAUUAGCGUUAGGCUGGUCUGCACGAUGCUCCGCAGAUGGCGCAGGAAAUAGGGGGAGUAUGUGAGGGGUAAAUUAUAGACUGUUACCGGUAAUGACCAGUGGCUGGCUCUUCCUGUCGACUGCCGUCGCCGCGCCAAUCCCUUGCGUGACGGCACCCCAGCAUCGGCGCAAGGCGUGGUAACUGGUAAGGAGUUGUCAGCUGUCCAUCGAACCGAUAUGCAACAACAAAGCCCCCGGUCGGCUGGACAGCGACAGUUGGCUGGUGAGGGUGGGCUCCUGGGCUAUCAGAACUUGGUGUUGAUUUAGAGGGGAAAGGGUCUUCCCCUACCCCAUGCGUGUCAGCGCCAUGAGCG